AGAAAAUAUAAUGCCUCGCUUGCAAUGAUGGCUUCCAAAUUGUCAUACGAAAAUGCAGAAUUUGUUCAUACCGUAAUCAGAGAUCACUGGAACAUGGAAUACUUAGGGUUCUACAACUUCUGGAACGAUUUUCGACAACAACCUUCAACUCAAGCUAUCAUGUUCCAAGAUACAAAGUAUAACCCUAACCUAAUCGUGGUUGGGUUUACUGGCACCCAUCCAUUCGAUCCAAUUGCAAUUGGGACAGAUGUGGACUUGUCGUGGAUUGAGCUUGAAGGCGUGGGAAAGGCCCAUAGUGGCUUUAUGAAAGCUCUAGGCUUACAAAAGGACAAAGGCUGGCCAAAAGAAAUAGAGAAAAGAAGUGAUCCCCAACAACAAUUUGCUUACUAUGAAAUAAGAAGCAAGCUAAGAGAAAUAUUGCAGAAGAAUGAGAGCGCUAAAUUCAUAUUAACAGGACACAGCUUGGGUGGGGCAUUGGCAAUUCUCUUUGUGACCAUUCUAGCCAUGCAUGAGGAGGCAUGGUUGUUAGAUAAGUUGGAGGGAGUGUAUACAUUUGGGCAACCAAGGGUUGGAAACAAGCAGUUUGGGGAUUACAUGAAGGCAAAGUUGAACGAGAAUGAUGUGAAGUAUCUAAGAUAUGUUUACUGCAAUGACUUGGUGCCUAGGGUCCCUUAUGACGAUGACAGUAUAUUCUUUGAGCACUUCUCUCCCGUCCUCUACUACAAUGUGUACUACAACGAGAAGGUUUUAUGGGAGGAACCAAAUAAGAACUACUUCUCACUACUAUGGGUAAUACCUAAGUACCUAAAUGCAGUUUUGGAGUUGAUCCGAAGUUUCAUAAUCCCAUAUAUCAGAGGUUCAGAAUACAAAGAAAGUUGGUUGAUGAAAAUGUUUAGAGUGUUCGGAUUGAUAAUUCCCGGAUUAGCAGCACAUAGUCCUCAAGAUUAUGUUAACGUCACUCGAUUGGGAUCCUUACCUAUAGACCUCCAGAACUCACUUGGGCAAAGAAAUUCUAAAGUUGGUUUACCAAAGAAAUCACAAUAGCUUAUAUAAAGGCUUUCAGGUUUCUCUGAAGGAACCAACAACUCCUUUUAGGAUUUAAAUUGUAAUGUCAUUUUCUUUUUCCAACUUUGUUUAGAGAGAAAUAAUUGACUUGUGAA
Molecule: messenger RNA, 1160 nt
Organism: Juglans microcarpa x Juglans regia
Lineage: Eukaryota; Viridiplantae; Streptophyta; Magnoliopsida; Fagales; Juglandaceae
Product: triacylglycerol lipase OBL1-like
Exons: 4
Coding region: 25-1044 (339 amino acids)
Biological process (GO): lipid metabolic process
Molecular function (GO): triacylglycerol lipase activity
Source: RefSeq, a predicted model, not a curated record